GAGACUCCUGUUUUUUUCCAACUUGGUUUGGUAUCACUCGUAUUUCUCUUGAUACUAAUUGACUUAAUUAAUUAUCACCUGUUGGCUUGGGUCCAUCAACUGAACACUAAUUAAUAUGGUGAAUACAGAAUCAGCAAUAAAUUAUAUUUGCGUUGUAAUUGGACAUUUAAGCUUUUAUCUAGGUGGCAAUUAGAGAUUAAUACAUUUUACAACUUAAGUGUUGGUCACUUUCAUUGAUGCUGGUGACUCGAUUAAUCUAUUGAGAUCAGUGUCCAAGCUGUUUGAUUUGUUAGUAUAUAAGGACAUCGGAUGGCUAAGUCUAUCACUAUUUGCCAUCAACCAUCAGCAUGGCAAAUGCACAGAUUCAGGUGAAAUGUCUUCGCAACAAGUUUGGUAGACAGAACUUCGCCUACAAUGGAUUCAUUUACCGUGUGAAGAACAACAGAGCAGAGCGCACCUACUGGAGAUGGUACCGUACAAAACUGCCCAGCCACAAUGUGUACCCGCAACAACAUCCCUUCUGGAAGUGGCCGUCAUCCCCACCACGACUCACAGGACCAUGCCAAGAUCGUCGCCCAGGAGAUCAUGGAGACGAUCCGUACCCGCUGCGUGGAGGAGGUAAAGCCCAUACCGAGGAUCUACGAUGAAGAGGUUACCAAGCUACGCAACAACAAUUGGAACAACGACACACUGUCCACUGUCCAACAACUUCCCACAUUCCAGUCCAGCAAGAAGUCACUUUAUAGCACCAGACGUACCCAGACUCCUCAAGACGAUCCAGGGCAUCAACCUCGAGGGAGAGUGGACACAGACAACUGCCGGGGAAGAAUUCCUUCUACUUGAUGAUGGUGACCAAUCCAGAAUUAUAGCCUUUGCGACAUCAGACAACCUGACUGACCUCUGCAACGCCGACACCCUCUUCUGUGAUGGAACUUUCUACACCUGCCCGACCAAGUUUCACCAGAUCUACACCAUCCAUGCCAAGAUAGAAGACCAGAUGUACCCAUUCGUAUACAGUCUACUACCCAACAAGACACACGCCACGUAUGAACGACUUUUCACGUUACUCAAGACCAAGAUGACAGAACUCAACCUCCAACUCAACCCCACUACUGUUUUUCUAGACUUCGAGACUGCCGCACAGAACGCCAUCCGCAUUAUCUUCCCAGCUGUGAUACUGAAGGGGUAUUUUUUUCAUAUGCCGACAAUGACGACGUCAGACUACUGGUACGAAGAGCCGCUGUACUACCCCUUGUUCCUUUGGACCGUAUAGAAGAUGUUUGGUUCAACGCACUGGAGGACCUAGAAGAUGCUGACGUACCACAGGACACUACUACAUUCACAGAUUACAUCGUCACACAGUGGAUAGAACGCAACCAACAACUCUGGAACCACUAUGAGACCGAGGGCCCAAGGACAACCAACCACAUUGAAGGAUGGCACAGCAAACUAAAGAAGAAAGUAGAACACUCACACCCAAACAUCUUCAGCAUCAUUCGUGUUUUCCAGGAGAUCCA
Messenger RNA from Pecten maximus, 1517 nucleotides. RefSeq lists its product as uncharacterized. Bases 644 to 1273 code for a protein of 209 amino acids. The transcript has a single exon. NCBI's taxonomy places the organism in Eukaryota, Metazoa, Mollusca, Bivalvia, Pectinida, Pectinidae. The record is from RefSeq and is a predicted model, not a curated record.